Messenger RNA from Lithohypha guttulata, 2679 nucleotides. RefSeq lists its product as uncharacterized. Gene Ontology annotation, biological process: ribosomal large subunit export from nucleus; mRNA export from nucleus; ribosomal small subunit export from nucleus. NCBI's taxonomy places the organism in Eukaryota, Fungi, Ascomycota, Eurotiomycetes, Chaetothyriales, Trichomeriaceae. Gene Ontology annotation, cellular component: nuclear pore. The record is from RefSeq and is a predicted model, not a curated record. The coding region runs from base 1 to 2679 and encodes 892 amino acids. The transcript has a single exon. Gene Ontology annotation, molecular function: structural constituent of nuclear pore.
AUGCCCAAGGUAAUUGGUCACACACCACCAUGGUUGUCUCAACCAUCGCCUGGAGCUCGCAUAUUCUCAGAUCCAGAAUCACGACCCCCCGCCUCCCCUUCCAAGAAGACAGAUAUCCAGCGCACUGCCAGCUUGCGAUCAUCUGGUCCUCGAACAACGAUCGCGCAUAGAGGAACUGAAGUAUUCACUGUGGUUGGGAACAGAAUCCGAUGGGCUGAUUUAGCACGAGUCAAGGACGACUGGGAACAACAAAGUCACAAGCGCAGUCAGGAUCAGUCACCAAACAAGCAAUACAGAACCCUCAAAACUCCUGUCUACUACGAGAUCACGGACAUCGCAGUUUCUCCUUCUGGUCACUUCUUGGCCGUAGCGACCGAAUAUACUGUUCAUAUUGCCCUACUCCCUGCCUCAUCACGCCUGCAUGAUGGUGAGCAAUCAGACAUCAGGGUCAAGACCCAUCAAUUGGGUCCAACCACCCAUGUCAUAGGCGAGGCUCCUCUUGCCACCGUUCUCUGGCACCCAUUAGCUGCCUCCACAUCUACCGCAGACUGUCUGGUUACUGUUACAACUGAUGCUGCUGUAAGACUCUGGGAGGUCAACCAGCUAGAUAAUUGGUCCUUUGAGCGACCAACUUUACCGAUUGAUCUGCGAAAGCUGGCUGAUGGCACUUCGGAAGAUCAAGACUUUACUCCAGCUGGCCUCGGUGAAAACCGUGGCUUUUCUGCCGACGAUGCUGACAUGGAAGUCGCUGCCGCAUCCUGGGGUGGCAUGGCACACAACAACGAAGAUCCUUGGGCCGCCAUGACUUUGUGGAUCGCCAUGACCAACGGCGAUUUAUAUGCUCUGUGUCCUCUUCUGCCUACCAAAUGGAGACCAGGCCGUGAGACUAUUCACGCUUUGACUACCUCAGCCGUCGCUCAAAUCACCCUCGAUACUGCCGACGAGACUGAGAGACGGGCUGCCGACCACCAAUACCAAUGGGCCAAGGAGCUUGACGACGAAGACCUCGCCUCUGCUGAUAGCAACGAUUCUUCUAUCCGCUUUCGACCUCACCAACCAAGUGCCAUUCCUCGACUGCAAGGCCCUUUCGAAAUGCCUUUCUUCGACAGCGACAUCUCAGACCUGCUUGUGAUUGCCGCAAAUCUUGACGAGGAAGAGCUGUACUCAGGUGAGGAUGACUACGAUCUUGUACCCACGCCGAAGGGCUUGCCUUUCACAAUCCUAUGUCUUUCGACCACUAAUCAUCAACUGCACGUGCUCGUUGAGCUCAAUGGUAUUAGUGGACAAUGGCUGCCGAGGAAAGGCAAACACCGAUUCAGUGCAACAAAUCUUCCUUCGGCCGACUUUAUUCUAAUAGACACCACCUCCUACGCUACUGAAACCCAGAUCGAUGACAGCUGGUCUAAGUUUACAACAGAUCCGUCGACUCCUAAUCACUUCUUCGUCACUAGUCAGGCUGCAAUCUACUCUAUCUCACUUGAUGAAUGGGCAUCACGGAUUAGCCUCGAGGUUUCUGAAGUCGCCGAAGAUGUCGAUAGUGGUCUUCUCGGUCGUCUGAAAUUGGCCUGCCAAGGUUCGAUUGCCGCGAAACAGCAACUGAUAUCUGCUCAUGCCGACGUUGGAUCAGCUCAGCAGUCACUUUGUACCACCAUCCUCGUGGAGAGUGUCGACCUAGGCAUGAUUCUCCUGACUCACACUGACCGAGCUAUCGCCGCUCAACUCGAUCAGUCCUCUUUGCGUACUUCGAAACUUGUAGCCAACGAUGCCACCUUUUCAUCCUCCAUUCAGUCUCCUUUCAGAUCUUCACAGGCUCUUAUGAACGUCUUACAGGAAGAUUCGAGGCCAUUGUUCGAUCCACCACCUGUUCGUGCGCCAUAUGCGCCGUCCCCCGUCUUCACACCGAAUCCUGCGAGUCGUGUUGAUCGACUCAGAUCUCAGCUACCUCCUCAACGGCGGGCAAUACUCACGCAAACACCCGUUCGACUUAGUCCAGCUUGCCUCGAAAUUAUGACAGCUGCUCAUCGUAACUUCUCUCAUCAGACGGGUGAUGUCGAGAAGGCUGCUGCUGAACUUUUCCGACGAUGCGAACGCUUGAAGGAAGAGAUGGCGGACCAAGUGCGUCAGAUGGCCGAAUUAGCCGAGAGACUCAGCACCUUCAGACAAAGCAACGACGAUGAUCAAGAGAAGCGCCCAGAAGCACAUGCAAAGUCUACAGAUCCUUUGGGAGACCGUAUCGAGGCGGCAAAGACACGCCAGUCAGAACUCUUCCGGCGAUAUGAAAAAGUCAGACGCAAAGCAGGUCAAGUGGGUCAUGCUAAGCAAGAGCUGAGCAUCAAAGAACGUGCAUGGAUUGCUGAAAUUGAUUCACUCGCCGCUCAGAUUGGUGCCAGCGAUGCCGGCGAAGAGCCAUCCACCGAAGCACUCAAGACGCGUCUGAAAGCCUCCAAGGCGAUUAGCGAAGAGCUAGUAGCAGAAGGAAAGAGUGUCAAGAAAGCGGAGCAGGAGAGCAAGGAAGUCUCAGCAACGCCUGAAGGUAAGUUACGAUCACGCCUCGGGUCAGGAGGCAUGAGUCGGUUCCAGAGAGAAAAGAUUAAGGAAGUCAUGGAAAUGGUCAGUCGGGAAGCGGCUGUUAUUGAAGCCGUUCAAGGUCGGUUGGAUCGGUUAGGUGUCAAGGCUUGA